Pteronotus mesoamericanus is the source of this 2531-nucleotide messenger RNA. It is a transcript of the gene EFS, whose product is annotated as embryonal Fyn-associated substrate. The transcript is spliced from 6 exons. The record is from RefSeq and is a predicted model, not a curated record. The coding region runs from base 356 to 2029 and encodes 557 amino acids. Lineage: Eukaryota; Metazoa; Chordata; Mammalia; Chiroptera; Mormoopidae. Gene Ontology annotation, biological process: cell migration; cell surface receptor protein tyrosine kinase signaling pathway. Gene Ontology annotation, molecular function: protein binding. Gene Ontology annotation, cellular component: focal adhesion; cytoplasm; plasma membrane.
UGAAAGGGAGCUGGACCUUGCGGACCUGGGGUGCCUCCACGACCUAGGGCAGGCAGCUCCGGGGGCCUGGCCAACUCGGCGGCCCCCGGGAGGCCGCGGGGACAGUACAGACAGCGCACCCUUGGAUGAGGUCCCGCAGCGACGCCCCAGCCCGCCCCGCUGCUCCUCCUCCUGCCAGGCCAAGUUGCCUCCCAUUUGGGGAGUUUUGUGGGUUUUCUUUCUCCUCCUCCAACCUCUGCGGAGGCCACGACUCAGGCGCCAAAGCCGGGGGCCGCCUCCAUGGUGCAGGGCAGCCGCUGCUGAAGUCAGCGAAACCGAGCUUGGCCUGGAGCAGGCCGCGCGAGAGGCCAAAGCCAUGGCCAUAGCCACGUCGGCCCUGCUGGCCCGGGCACUCUACGACAACACCGCUGAGUCCCCCCAGGAGCUGUCCUUCCGCCGAGGGGACGUUCUACGGGUACUGCAGAGGGAGGGUGCUGGUGGGCUGGACGGCUGGUGCCUCUGCUCCCUGCAUGGCCAGCAGGGCAUUGUGCCCGCCAACAGAGUGAAGCUCCUUCCUGAUGGUCCGGCACCCAAGCCCAGCCUCUCCCAGGUGCCUGGCUCACCAUAUCCAGCCCCAGAGCACAGCAAUGAGGACCAGGAGGUGUAUGUGGUGCCACCCCCAGCUCGGCCCUGCCUGACCUCAGGAUCUCCAGCUGGACCCUGCCUGCCCUCUCCUGACCCCAUCUACAAGGUCCCCAGAGGCGGUGGGACCCAACUGGCUGCUCCUGGAGAUGCCUCGGAGGUAUAUGACGUGCCCCACUCUGCCCUCCGAGUUCCUUCCAGUGGCCCCUAUGACUCCCCUGCUUCCUUUUCCCGCCCUCUGGCCCGGGUCACUUCGCAAACCCCUGGAGAGGAUGAAGCUCCCUAUGAUGUGCCUCUGGCCCCGAAGCCACCGUCAGAGCUGGAGCCAGAUCUGGAGUGGGAGGAGGGCCGAGAACCAGGGCCCCCUCUCUAUGCUGCCCCCUCCAACCUGAAACGGGCAUCAGCCCUGCUCAAUCUGUACGAAGCACCAGAGGAACUGCUAGCAAAUGGGGAAGGCGGGGGCAGUGACGAAGACAUCUACGACGUGCCCCUGCUGGGGCCAGAGACACCCUCAUCUCCAGAGCUCCUGAGAGCCUCGGCCUUCAAUGACACAGACACCCGGGCCCUGCUUCUGGCCAGGAGCCCUCCCCCCUCUCAUAGGCCCCGGUUGCCCUCUGCUGAGAGCCUGUCCCGACGCCCUCUGCCUGCCCUGCCUGUCCUUGAGGCCCCCAGCCCUUCCACGGCUCCCUCUCCUGCUCCAGGAAGAAAGGGCAGCAUCCAGGACAGGCCUCUGCCUCCACCCCCACCCCGCCUGUCUGGCUAUGCAGGCCCUAAGGGUGAGGGGCAUUCAGAGGGCCAGGAGGUGGAGGAUGAUUCAGCAGAGGAACACAAUGAGUACGAGGGCAUCCGGAUGGCCGAGGAGUACGACUAUGUCCACCUGAAGGGUAUGGAUAAAGCUCAGGGAUCUAGGCCCCUGGAUAAGACCUUCCCUGGGGAUCCUGAAUUGUUGGAGAGGGGCCCACCGGAGCAGCAGGAGGUCCUCUCCCCAGGAGAGCCGCUGGUUCUGCCCGCUGGAGACCUGCAGCUCCUGCACUUCUACGCAGGGCAGUGCCAGAGCCACUACUCAGCACUGCAGGCAGCUGUGGCAGCCCUGAGGGCCAGCACCAGGGCCAAUCAGCCCCCACGCCUCUUCGUGCCCCAUGGCAAGCGGUUGGUGGUGGCUGCUCACCGCCUGGUGUUUGUUGGGGACACACUCGGCCGGCUGGCAACCUCUGCCCCUCUCCGAGCACAGGUUGGGGCUGCAGGUACAGCGCUGGGCCAGGAAUUGCGGGCUACUGUGCUCGCUGUCAAGGGGGCCGCCCUGGGCUACCCAUCUGGUUCUGCAGCCCAAAAGAUGGCACAGUGUGUGACACAGCUGGCAGGAAAGGCCCUGCAAUUCACCACCCUGCUCACCAGCCUGGCCCCCUGAGGAUCCCUUGGCCCUGCUCUGACCCUACCCUGCCUGCCAGGGCCCCACUCCAGUCUUUGAGCAGCUGGCGGGCUCUGUUUCAGGGAGUAGGAGAGGCGGCAGUAUACUUCCCCAUUCCUGCCCCUUCCAGUCAUCUCAGUCUCUCACAGAGGCAUCUCUUCCUCCCAUCCCACAGCUUUUUGUAUGAGCCAUUUUGUAUAAAUUAUUUUUAUUUAAUAUUAUUCCCUGCUUUGUCAGGAGCAGGUGCUAGGCCCUCUGGAGCAGGGAGGAACUGAACUCUUCCUCUCUCAGCCUGAGACGGAGGUACUUGGUCACUGCACUGCCACCCACCUCUGGAAGCUUGGCCCGGCAGAGAAUCAGGUGGCUGCAACCUGGGCCACCCGGAGCCCCUCUCUUGGCUGUCACCCAGUGCCUCUCUGCUGGGUGAGAGUGAGGGCAGGACAUUGAUCGCCCAGAAUGUGGACAUUGGGAGAAGCCAGGGGGCUCUUCCCCACAAGAAGCU